Messenger RNA from Aspergillus luchuensis, 303 nucleotides. RefSeq lists its product as uncharacterized. The coding region runs from base 1 to 303 and encodes 100 amino acids. The record is from RefSeq and is a predicted model, not a curated record. Lineage: Eukaryota; Fungi; Ascomycota; Eurotiomycetes; Eurotiales; Aspergillaceae. The transcript has a single exon.
AUGAUUGUCUGGCUGACGAGGAGCUCAGAGUCAGACAUCAGCAGAUGCUGGACAGUCGGUGUAUCGGAUACGGGCUUGCGACGCGAGUACAUCUGCUCGUGCGUGAGACACUGUCACCGCGCUUUGCAAGGCGACACGCCACAUGUCACGACCAAGUCAAACUUCAAUACAGAGAACAACUGCUAUACCGGCUUCAGUGCUCUGCCUAGCUACUACACUACUACUCAGCUCAAGCGACGAUCGCUCAGCUCUCUACCGACAUAUCCGUCACUCAGAAACUCAUAUCCGCCCUCGCUAGAAUAG